AUGAGCGUCCACUCGCUCGACUACGCGCAGCCCAACGCAACCCGAUCCGACGUUGACGUUGAGGCUGGUCGCCAGUCGCCUACUUCUCAAGUCUCCCCAAGAGGGGGAGAUACGGAGCCGACUGCGUUUCCCGCUUUCACCUCCUCGGCAACACGAGUGGACUCCACCGAUACAACGAAGCGGCGGGCUAGACGUAACACCGCACGAUCAUACCACCCCGAAGGAUUCGCACAAGAUCCCAAUUGGCAGCCAGGAACCGAACCUGGUAUUGACCCGAGCAAGCCUCUCCCGCCUUACACAUCAGAAUGGGCGUCGAAUAUCCCCGCCGACCUACACCGACAGUGCCAAAUAACCAUCGUGGACUUCUCCCAGAAUGAGAUGCGGCAAUACGAGCUGGACAAUGACACACUCGAGCAGUUCUUGGAGAGGGAGAGGGAGCCCUGGGUGCAAUGUCGGUGGAUCAAUGUGAACGGAUUGAGUUGGGAUGUCAUCAAAAUUCUUGGAAACCACAAGAGAUUGCAUCGUCUUGCGAUCGAAGAUGUGGUUCAUACUACCAACCGGACCAAAGCCGAUUGGUACUCGGAUCACGCGUUCGUUGUGCUGACACUACAGAAGUUGAUGAAGGUCUAUGAAGAAGACUCUUCUGACUCCGAAGAUGAGGAAGAGAGGCCAGUCAGCCGGUGGAGAUCGAAAGACAGGAAGAGCUCCGUCGCCAGCGAGAAGAGCUCCAUUUCCUUAAAGAGGCCCACGAAACGGAGUCCCACCCCCGCAGACAAAGAGAAAACGACGUUUGGAUCCAGCGUCCGACCUGGUCUUGGCCGGCGAAGUUCAAAGCACAAUUCUCACUUCGGAAAUGUUGGGACUGCCGCGGAGACGACUGCCAGGAGUCUGCAGCGAUAUCGUGGCGGGCCGAACGAAGAUCGAAUCGAGUUUAUGGAACGCCAUGCUGCACUCGCCGGUAAAGGUCUAUGCGUCACCUUGGAGCAGGUCUCAAUCUUUUUGCAUGCCGAUAACACGGUCACGUCCUUUUUCGAAACAAGUGCGGAUGACAUUGAGGCCCCUAUAGUGAGGCGUCUCAUGUCGCCCGAGACUAUUCUUCGGCAAUCGUGCGAUGCAAGCAUGCUGCUGCAGGCUAUUCUCGAUGCCGUAAUUGAUCUUGCAAUCCCAGUCACAAUGGCCUACCAAGACGCCAUCGGAGACCUCGAGCUGGAGGUCCUUACCGACCCAGACAUUGACCAGUCGAAGUCUCUAUAUAUCCUGACAUCCGAAAUUGCUGUGCUGCGAAACGCCAUCCAGCCCAUUGUGGCAGUGAUGAACGCGCUUCGCGAUCACCGCUCCGAACCCGUCGGCACGCCGGGUUUCGGUGUAUUGCGCAAUCCUCUCAGUCCGGCUGCUACACCUGCUGAGCCCGUCGAACCUCGCCCCUAUGUGGGCGAUGCUCUUGAUCAUUGUAUUACUAUUGUUGAAGGAUACGAUCAGAUGCGGCGCAAUGCUGAUAACAUGAUUGACCUCAUCUUCAACACCAUUGGUGCCUACCAAAACGAGAGUAUGAAACAGCUUACUCUUGUUACUUGCCUCUAUCUUCCCAUGACAUUUUUGACGGGAUAUUUUGGAAUGAACUUCACAGAUUUCUCCGGAAUCGAACACAGUGAUAGCUAUUUCUGGAAAAUCGCGAUACCCUUCGUCUGUGUCACGACUUUCAUACUGAUGCGUGACAAAAUCCAGCGAUACGCAGUCAUGUUAGCCCAGCGCCGCUUGAUUGUCAGCUCGAGGAAGCAAAGACGGGAGAGGAAGAAGAAAUGA
Molecule: messenger RNA, 1803 nt
Organism: Penicillium brevicompactum
Lineage: Eukaryota; Fungi; Ascomycota; Eurotiomycetes; Eurotiales; Aspergillaceae
Product: putative CorA family metal ion transporter
Exons: 6
Coding region: 1-1803 (600 amino acids)
Biological process (GO): metal ion transport; transmembrane transport
Cellular component (GO): membrane
Molecular function (GO): magnesium ion transmembrane transporter activity; magnesium ion binding; cobalt ion transmembrane transporter activity
Source: RefSeq, a predicted model, not a curated record